UGUACAAUCUGUACUUAACUGUAAUGGACACCCACUAGUUGAUGUGUAUAUGUUAUGUACAGCGCUCGCCGCCGACCAUAGUAGUUGGCUUUUAAUUUUCGGUCUAGUCGCAAAAUCAGUUUGAAUUAGUAAAUUACACAUUUAAGUAUACACAUACACAUUGGUUUUAUUGUACACACACAUAUAUUGAAGACCACCGUCGAAAAGAAGAGAUGUCACUGACAGUGUUCGUGCCGUUGCUGUUGCUUUCAGCUGUGGAGGGCCAGAAAAUGAAAUCCUGGAAGCCCAGCGUCGAUUUCGAGGACUCUGUCAAUUGGAAUUUGGGGAAGACACCGUCUUCCGUGGAUGUGGCGGUCUUCCAGGAAGACACUGCUGUCCCCGUUGUCUUGCCAUCGGUCGGUGUGGACAUUUGCGCAUUGAUCUUACCGAACAACGGUCAAGUGAUUCUCAAGCCCAAUGCUGUCAUCACCGUGUCUGCUUCUUUGCCAAGUUAUUCUGCUGAAGGAAUCGGGUGCACGGGACAAACUGUGAAAUUUAAAAAAAAUUCUCCAUUGUCGUGGGCCGAUCCGGACAAUUGGUCCAGCGAGGCUUCCAGUGCAACGCCUCACGUCGAAAGAAUUCCUUGUGUACACGAUACCGUGGUCUUCAAUCCAGAUAACUCGUUUUCGGCUUAUGUCCCUGACAUACAGAUAAACGUAGGAGCUGUGAAGUUUGGAAAUCAAACAUUCGGUCAAAACGAGCUGAACGAAUUUCUUGUAACGGACGUGGGCGACCAAGAAUUAAAAAGCACUUCGCCCAACAACCAAGUGUCGAUAACGUUGACGACAACCGAUUGCGAUGAUCCAACGGGAUGCGAGUGUGGCACUGAAAACCUUCUAGACGAUGUAUGUCGAACAGAGUCGAAACGCUGUGCUAAAAAAUUAGGUUGUGUCAACCCUGUGAAGCCAGAAGGCCACUGUUGCUGGAUUUGUGGAGCUUACUUUCUAGUUCACUACAACCCGAGAUCGUAUGUGGAAAAGAAUUUUAAAAAUGCUCUUAACGAGACCGUCAAAGACAUUGUCGGCAAGUUCAAAGGCUAUGGGCUAAACUUUCAUGCUCAAAAAUUGGUCAACGGAAUUUUGCAGUUUGUAAUAUUCAGCGACGGAGAAUACGUCGACGAAAUCGAUAAAAUUGCUCAACAAAUAAACGAAAAACUUUCAAGUUCGUACGCUAAUUUGGGCAUCACAAACGUCAAAAUGUACAAUUCAGGCCUGUCGUACAACGUAGAUGGCAUGACUUACGGUCAAAUGGCUCUGUUUACUUGCAUCGUCACGGUUUCCUUUAUGCUUGCCACUAUGUUCUACUACACCGGUGAAUGGAGAAUUGCAAUUUUCAACCCGAGGUCAAGUGCAGGAGUCGUGCAGUUCGUCAAGUUUGACAAUGACAAUAUCGACGUGGAAAUGAUCGACGAAGAUCCACGGGUGCGGCGUAAGACAUCGUUCAGCAAUCCCACAUAUGGAGCUAUAGAGAAUUCACCAUCUGACUCACAAAAUAUUAACGAAUUGCGUUAUUCUGAUUUGCCAACAACAUCAAAGUCUAACAAUGAUAAUAAUAUGGAUGUCGAAUUGGUGGAAACCGGUGACAAUCAAACUUCAUCAACGUAAAAACAUAUCACAAAUAAAAUAUAAUCAAGUAGUUUUAUGAAAAAGAACGGAUUACUAAAUAGGAAGACAUCAUAAUGGAAACUAUUGGUUUUAAGGCGUCUCGGAUAGGCAAUACCUUUUACAUAAUAUUAACAAUAACAUAAUAUUUCUGCCUUAGUAAAUAAUCAUAAUAUUCUUAGUCUAGUUAUAAAUGUAAAAAUGGAAAUGUUAGUAAACAAAAAUAUAUAUUUAAUAUAAUUAUAAUAUCCGUAAUUAAUGGUAAUAUAUUUUAUUUAUGGUUUUGUUUGAACAUAAUUUAAAAAAAAAACUGUUAAAAACGUAAAAGCAAUAUUUCAUGAAAUAUAGUUUCAAUAAAUAUCAAGGCGUUAGAAAUGCAUUGAUAAUAACUUGAA
Molecule: messenger RNA, 2035 nt
Organism: Adelges cooleyi (spruce gall adelgid)
Lineage: Eukaryota; Metazoa; Arthropoda; Insecta; Hemiptera; Adelgidae
Gene: Amnionless
Product: protein amnionless
Exons: 8
Coding region: 213-1643 (476 amino acids)
Biological process (GO): receptor-mediated endocytosis; intracellular protein localization
Cellular component (GO): apical plasma membrane; endocytic vesicle
Source: RefSeq, a predicted model, not a curated record